Molecule: messenger RNA, 564 nt
Organism: Striga asiatica
Lineage: Eukaryota; Viridiplantae; Streptophyta; Magnoliopsida; Lamiales; Orobanchaceae
Source: the annotation of a GenBank genome assembly
AUGACCGUCUCCUCUAUCCAAGUCGCCGUCCCCAAAAUCUACAGAACCAGAGGCAACCAAAUCGCUGUCCCCAAAUCUGCCCGUCUUUUGUAUCCUCUCGUUUCGACUCUCGCUCUCGUCCCUAAGUUAUCACCGUCCCCAAAUCGCCUCCACCCGUCCGUCGUCCCCAAAUCGUUGCUCCGCCCAUCUGCCAUCCCCAAAUCACCGCUCUGCCCAUCCACCUCCAAAUCCCAAACAGACCAGGAGAAAAGCAGCUUCGGAACCUUGAGUUGUAAGCAAGCACGGGUAGCACUCCAAAAAUUUGCUGCCGAGGACUCUAUUCCCGGUGCUAUGUCGCCCCCCUUGGGUCCUGUGCACCAGUGGUUGGCGUAUAUAUUGGCGUCCAUUCCUAUGCUAUGGAUGGUAGGUACGUUCAAUAACAAAUGCCACUCACCUCGAAUUGACUCCUCGUCUGGCAGAGACAGGUUAUGGGAAAUAACGGGAUAUCUUGUUUCCACAGCGCAGACCUGCACUUUCCACGCCGCCUGUCGGAAAACCUUUCUUGCUCUUGUAAACGAAAAUUAA